GUUUAGUCUCCAUUACAGUUGCUGCCAUUUUUUCGUACGAAGUUUGAAUCGGAAACCUUGAACCUGUCAUCUUCUCCUAAUCAUUUCCGAAGCAUGCUUCGCGCGAAGCAUGUCUUGUCUUCCACACAGAAAGCCUUACUCCAACACUCGCGUCUUCUAUCUUUCCCUUCAAAUCCGCCACACGUUCUCAGCACUCAAAGCCAUAAUAACUCUCUUCUAAGAGAAGCCCUUUUGCAAAUGGCCCUUUGUGGCCAUGACAUGGACUUCCAAGACUACAACACACUCUUAAUCUGGUGUGUGGCCAAAAGGGCCUUUAGAGAAGGGCAGAGAGUCCAUGCCCACAUGAUCAAAACUCACUUUGUUCCCUGUGUGUACCUGGGGACAAGGUUGGUCGUGUUCUAUGCCAAGUGUUGCUCUUUGGGAGAUGCUCGCCGCGUGUUCGAUGAAAUGCCGGACCGGAAUGUGGUGUCGUGGACGGCUCUGAUCUCGGCUUAUUCUCAGAGAGGGUAUGCCUAUCAAGCCUUGAGUCUUUUUGUGCAGAUGCUAAGAUCAGGUACAGAACCUAAUGCGUUCACUUUUGCUACUGUGCUUCCUUCAUGUAUAGGUUCUUUUGGUUUCAUCUUAGGGAGGCAAAUCCACUCUCUUAUCAUAAAAUUUAAGUACGAAGCACAUGUGUAUGUUGGAAGCUCACUCCUUGAUAUGUAUGCCAAACAUGGUAAAAUUCAUGAAGCUCGAAGAAUAUUUGAAUGCUUGCCCGUAAGAGAUGUAGUUUCUUGUACUGCAAUAAUCUCUGGAUAUGCUCAACUGGGUCUGGAUGAAGAAGCAUUGGAGCUAUUUCGCCGGUUGCAAGGGGAAGGAAUGCAAUCAAAUUAUGUUACUUAUACUAGUGUUUUAACUGCACUUUCUGGACUUGCUGCUCUUGAUCAUGGCAAGCAAGUGCACAACCAUCUUCUUCGCUCUGAAGUUCCCUCAUUUGUGGUUCUUCAAAACUCUUUGAUUGACAUGUACUCAAAAUGUGGAAACCUCACUUAUGCGAGAAGGGUAUUUGAUACCAUGCACGAGAGAACUGUGAUCUCUUGGAAUGCGAUGCUUGGUGGGUAUAGCAAACAUGGAGAGGGAAGAGAAGUGCUCGAGCUUUUCAAUUUAAUGAGAGAAGAAAACAAAGUCAAACCUGACAGUGUCACAGUUUUGGCCGUGUUAUCUGGUUGCAGUCAUGGAGGACUAGAAGAUAAGGGAAUGGAUAUUUUUUAUGCUAUGACCGGUGGAAAAAUUAGUGUUGAGCCAGUGACCAAGCACUAUGGGUGUGUCGUUGAUUUGCUUGGUCGUGCUGGUCGAGUGGAAGAAGCUUUCGAGUUCAUCAAAAAGAUGCCUUUUGAACCAUCAGCUGCUAUAUGGGGUUCCCUUUUAGGUGCUUGCAGUGUUCAUUCAAGUGUUGAAAUUGGUGAAUAUGUGGGUCACCGGCUCCUUGAAAUUGAGCCUGAAAAUGCUGGCAAUUAUGUUAUUCUGUCUAAUUUAUAUGCUUCCGCUGGAAGAUGGGAAGAUGUAAGAUCACUAAGGAACCUGAUGUUGAAGAAGGCUGUAAUAAAAGAGCCUGGAAGAAGCUGGAUUGAGCUUGAUCAAGUACUUCACACUUUCCAUGCUAGUGAUUGUUCGCAUCCAAGAAGAGAAGAAGUAUCUGCAAAAGUGCAGGAAUUAUCGGUCAGGUUUAAAGAAGCUGGUUAUGUUCCUGAUUUGAGUUGUGUUCUACAUGAUGUGGAUGAAGAGCAGAAGGAGAAGAUACUUCUAAGCCACAGUGAAAAGUUGGCUUUGUCUUUUGGGCUAAUUGCUACUCCUGAAAGUGUGACAAUCCGUGUAAUAAAAAAUCUUCGUAUUUGUGUUGAUUGCCAUAAUUUUGCUAAAUAUAUGUCAAAGAUUUACGGAAGAGAAGUGUCUUUGAGGGAUAAAAACCGGUUUCAUCGAAUUGUGGGAGGAAAAUGUUCCUGUGGAGAUUACUGGUGAGAAGAUCUUGAUAGAGAUCACUUGAUGAACUUCUAUAAUUCAUGAAAAAAGAGGCUCUUGGGAUUUGGUCUUCAAUCUGUUUUGAUACUGAAAUUAGAUAGUUUAACAGUAGAGUUGUAAUUCCACGGAGAAAAGGAGGAACAAAGAAGAUUGCUGAGGUGAACAAAGAAAUCUAGACUGACUAGUGACUAGGAUUGAGUAAUUUAUCACUGGAAUGUAAUUUUUAAGAGGAAUCAAAAAGCUUUAGUUGGAUUGUAGAAAGUAAUAGGGAAAACUGUCAUAUACUAUUGUGCAGUAAAAGUACUGCUUAUAUAGAAAAUAAAAAUGGAUCUUCUUAGUUUCUUUGUCAAAUUGUCAAUUGUUUGU
Molecule: messenger RNA, 2364 nt
Organism: Cajanus cajan (pigeon pea)
Lineage: Eukaryota; Viridiplantae; Streptophyta; Magnoliopsida; Fabales; Fabaceae
Product: Pentatricopeptide repeat (PPR) superfamily protein
Biological process (GO): RNA modification
Cellular component (GO): mitochondrion
Molecular function (GO): zinc ion binding; protein binding; RNA binding
Source: RefSeq, a predicted model, not a curated record